Messenger RNA from Rodentolepis nana, 3102 nucleotides. The record is from the annotation of a GenBank genome assembly. NCBI's taxonomy places the organism in Eukaryota, Metazoa, Platyhelminthes, Cestoda, Cyclophyllidea, Hymenolepididae.
GUUCGUCAAUUGGAUCCUUUGGUUUUCCUUCUUGGUAAAAUUAGGCGAGAUCCGACAUUAAUGAAGAAUCUUCAUGCUCUAAACUCGGAAAACUCGAGUCUAUCGGAGCUCUCCAAUUUUGAGUCAUUUGACGAGUUGCAAAUGCGCAUCAAAAAUACUAAUUCUAAUGCCCUGUCAGGAACGCUACCACAAAGUGAUUACUCUGGUUUUGAGUCAUAUGGACAUUUUCAGUCGCUCGAGAAUACUCUUAUUUCAAAUGUAGAUCAUUCCGCUGUCAUUAAGACGGCCGCUACAAAGACAAAGGACAUCAAAGCUCAUCGCCGAAAGGAGUAUACUCUUUUUCCUCAAUGGAUGUAUUCGACGCCUUUCCUUUCUGCGGAUUUUUUACCGUCCAAUUGUCUCACUGCAAAACCACCCCAUUUCGUACCCUUGGAUAAUCUUCCUUUGAAUGUUCAGGAGCGACUCAUUGUACAAGAUCUUUUGUCAUGCCUUCAGGGUUGUGAUGGUGUAUACAUCAAAGCUCUUAAACUAGAAAACCCCCAUGCUAUGCGAAAUUUUGCUAUUGAUGAGAAAAUGCGUAAGAUUUCGUAUACAUUUUUUCCGAUUUUAGUGAAAUUCUGUCUCUUUUCUACUUGUUUUACAGAUCCCUCUCUUAUGGAUACAGUGAACAAAGUUGUUCCCCUUAUUUCCCAAUACUCCCUGAUUGAACGAUUUGUUGAAGAAAAGGCAUCCUAUGGGUUUGGCCGGGUGGACCAAGCGUUGAGCGAAGCCCUUCAAGAAAUUCUCCAAGAGAACUGGAAGCUCAUUUGCCAAUUGGAUCAGGAGUAUCGAUCUAAUCAACUUGGUGUUUCUCGUCUGCUUCUUCUCUUAAAGGAAACCGGCCAUCUCUUCAACCAACUCGCUCUCCUUAUCGCCAAAAUCAACACAGGGGAUUGCAUUGGUGGUGCCACCUUGACCCUGCUCUACGAAAGUCUCAAUCAAGUUUCUGUUAUCGGUAGGGUUCAUGACUGUAUGCUCUACCUCCUCCGCGCUGCUUGUCAGCCUUUCUUCGAGUCCCUGAGCUCGUGGGUUUAUCGCGGUAUACUGAAACCAGAAGACGAGAAGUUGGGUGAAUUCUUUAUCACCAAGGUCUCGAAUAAAUUGCAGUCCGGUGCUGUCAGAGAAAAUGACAGGGCUAUGGAGUACAUCAAUUCAGCUUUCUUUUGGGAUAGAAGUUACUGUAUUCUCUCCACGCAAUUGCCCACAUUUCUUGAAUCGCAUGCUGAAAAGAUUCUGGCUGCUGGGAAGUAUCUUAAUGUUGUUCAGCAGUGUGACAGUUCACAACAGUUGGCAGAACCUGAACCCCUUGUUUUCAGCGAAAAUGAGCAGGACUUUUUGGCACCCAUUGAUCGAGCCCACGCUUUUGCCAGUCGCACUGUUCUCGAUUUUAUUCUCAAACAGAAAGAUCUCAAAGGCAUUCUUAAGUCAAUAAAACGCUACUUCCUUCUGGAUCAGGGAGAUUUCAUUGUCCACUUUAUGGACGUGGCUGCGAAUGAGCUGAGGAAGCCCAUUUCGCAGGUUUCAAUCAGCGCGCUGAACUCCCUCCUUGAAUGGGUUCUCCAAACAAGUUCGGCCGUUUGUGAUCCCUAUAAGGAUAACCUUAGAGUGGCGAGCACAAACUGUGAUUUGAUAACGCAAAUAUUGACGCUUCAAGUGGGAAACAAUGGUACGUGUUGGAGUUGUGGUUUAUUAACUGGUGUUGUUGCUGUUGUUGUCUAUAUCGUAACCUUUGUCCAUGUUGUGCAUAUUUCUAUCCUAUUUUGUGACACCAUUGUCGAUGUGGAUCCAAGCACCUUAGAAGCAUUUUCCUUGGAUUACAUUGUCGACUGGCCAACUGUGCUUGUCAUCAAUCGCCUAGUACUUGAUCGAUAUCAGCUCCUUUUCCGACAUCUAUUUUACUGCCGGCAUGUGGAACGUCAUCUCUCUUCGUCCUGGGCAAUGCGAAAGGCUGCAAGACGUGCAACAGACGUUGGUGCAUUAGCCUUCAAUACUGCCUUCAUUCUGGGUCAACGAAUGCUCACUUACAUUCAAAGCCUGCAACACUACAUGACCAUUGAAGUGAUUGAACCUAACUGGCAGGCCUUCUACCAGUUUCUGAACAAGGCAGACAACCUGGACGAGGUGCUAGAGGCCCACGAAAAGUGCUUGGAGUAUUGUAUGGAUGAUUGUCUCCUCACAUCUCCUGACCUCUUAGCUCUAGUGGGCAAGCUCAAUGCAAUCUGUAUUCAAUAUGCCAAUUGUCUGAAUCAUCUUGCUGAUGCUAGUCUAGAUGACACUCUGGAAAGUGUUCCAAUGAGCUCCGCUGCUUCAAUGCAUCACCUCAGUCAUCCCCGACGUGUUGGUGUUUCAGCUUCGACUUCCCUCUCAAAUCUUGCUACUCCACUGGGUACUCUAAAGCGUCGUACAUCCGUUGCAAGUAGCGAUGGAGGAAGUCUGUUUAGGGGUGCAGAUAACUCCUCAAACUCGGGCUCAAAUCUGGAUUCUCGAAGGCGGGUGGCAGCUUCGGAUCUUGGUAAUGUUGGGGCGAAUGAGCAAUUCGCUAUUGCCGUGGACCACUUCAGCACGAAAUUCAACGAUCUUAUUGUUAAGUUGUUGAUAAAGAUCCGACAGUCUGUGGAUAGAAAAAGGGUUAAGCUCCACAGCUUGGCUUCCAGGUUAGUUAUCUAUUGUUUUUUUUUCGUAUUUUUUUAUAAGAACUACGAUGGUUUCUAUACGCGUUACAGUUUGGAAAAUGCUAAUCAGGAUGGCUCAAAGUUUAAAAGUCUAAUCUUUGGUCCAGGUGGUCUAGGUGGACCAAUUCGUCCCUCCUUGUCAAUGAGCAGCAUAACAACCCUUGAUAGCGCUAUAGUCGGUCCGCCUCGUCGUUUGGUUGGGGAACGAGGCGGAGUGGGGGAUGAAGAAACUCUUUCCCAUCUACGUAUGCCCAUUCCCUUAGUUUCUUCAGGCUCUCGACAGAAGCAAUUGUUGACGCCUGGAUCUAUGCUUCCUCCAGCGGCGCCCCAACCUCAGCCUAGAGAGCGUCGAAAUUCCCAACUGCUCACAUCCAAUGGUUCCGUCCACUGA